Molecule: messenger RNA, 962 nt
Organism: Dendrobium catenatum
Lineage: Eukaryota; Viridiplantae; Streptophyta; Magnoliopsida; Asparagales; Orchidaceae
Exons: 5
Coding region: 128-613 (161 amino acids)
Cellular component (GO): nucleus
Molecular function (GO): RNA binding
Source: RefSeq, a predicted model, not a curated record
CCAAUUCCCUCUACAAGCGCGCUUCGCCACCCCGCGCAGCUUCACCGGCUAUUUAAUCGUCGCUUCUAACCACAAUGUCAUCCAAAAGCGCAAUCGAACCAGAGCAUCCAUAGAGAAAAAGACAGAGAUGGCGACGACAAUGGUGGCGGAGGCGAUCAAUGAUCCGUUGGCGGUGGUGGAUUCGAAUGUGGUGGUCGAUCCGCAGAAGCGGAAUCGAAUCCAGGUCUCUAAUAAGAAGAAGCCGCUCUACUUCUACGUCAAUCUUGCCAAGAGGUACAUGCAGCAAUACAACGAGAUCGAGCUUUCUGCUCUUGGCAUGGCGAUCGGUACAGUUGUUACGGUCGCGGAGAUCCUGAAGAACAAAGGCCUAGCAACUGAGAAGAAGAUUCUGACUUCGACCAUCGGAACCAAGGACGAAACAAAGGGUCGGCUCAUCAGGAAAGCCAAGAUUGAGAUCUUCCUUGGGAAAACGGAGAACUUCGACGGGCUUACGACAGCCGCGAAGGCCGAGGGAAAGGGCAACAGGAAUGGAGCAACAGGAAAGGCCAAUCGCAUCAACGCCGGCAAAAACCCCUCUCAGGGCGAGAAUGGCGGCAUCAAGGUGGCGGAGUAGAUCAUGAAUUGAUCUACCCGGUGUUUUGCUGUUGCAAUUACCUUCACUCGUCAGUUCUUCUGACAUGGCAUUCGCAAUGGCAACCCGAUUGUCCGCUAAGAAGUGUUGUUUCUUAAUUCCUCUGUCGUUUGUUUUUCAGUUUCUUCUUUCUAGCUGAAGAUACUUUUUAUUUUAAUUUUCUUUUGGUUUUCCGAUCGAGAGGUUACUUUCAGACUUCUCAAAAGAUUCUGGACUUUUCUCUGGACCUGCUGAGAUCUGUACAUAUCCAGCUCUAGUCCUCAUGUACUCGUAACGCUUGCAGAAGUUCUGAAUGUUACUGAAUUUCGUUUGUAUGUUGUGUGAAAGUUUA